CUCUCUCUCUCUCUCUCUCUCGAUCUCUCGAUAUGUAUAUGUUUAUCUAAGCCCUAGCCUUUUCAAACAUUUGUGAGCAUAUACAUACAAGGAUUGCUUGAAAUCGUAAGGGCUAUCAGCGCUACUAAAUUAGGGCUUUUAACUGGUGACAAUGUUUGCUUGUUUUUUUGUUUGAUUAGGGCUUUUACUCGGUGAUACGUAAGCACAUACAUACAAGGAUUUCUUGUAAUUUAGUUUUGAGUGUUACUUGUAUGCAUGUCGGGUUUGAGCUAAAUCUAUUAGUCCUUAUGUUUCUUAAACUUGAUUUGUUUGAUUACUGCUAUGAACAUUGAUGCCUUGCUUUAUCCCAAAGCUUAGAAUUCAGGCUUUUUGAGAGAUCUGAUUCUAAAUUAAUGUGGGAAUUGCAAACUUGAAGUAUGUAGAAGGGAAGUUGUGAGUGAAUAUGUACUUUGGGAUCAAAAGAUUUCAAAUUCUACAUUUACAGUACCACAAUUAGUAUGACAGUGUCUUCAAAAGAAAAAAGUUUGUGCAAUGCGACAGUAUUGGGAAGCUGUAGGACGUGGCAUUUUGGGGCUUCCUCUGGGUUAGUUUAAAAUCUCAGCUAUAAUUUUCUAUAUGCAUUAGACAUUUAUGCUAUCAACAUGACUAAUGUGGUCAUGUUGGUAAGGCUAAGUCACAUAGUGCAGGUGCGGGAGUGAGAGCGAGAAAGUGCCUUUCGUAAACAUUACAUACUACUAAAAUUUGUGAGAGCGAGAAUUGAGAGCGGGAGUGUAAGAGUUCGAAAGGAUUACGUGACCUAGUAUGCAUAUCUGAACAAUGUUUGUUUCUAUUUGGGAAAUCUAUGUGAUGUUCUGGUGUAUUAUCUUUAAAGGGAAAACUAUCAUAAUUACACUAAGUGGAGUGAUAAACUAGGCAAUAUCAAUUUCUCUGAGAGAAAAAGUACUUCAUAGAGUUGAGAGUUAAUAAUGUGACUCUUGAAAAGAAAAUGAAGAGAAUUCUAUUAUAUGAUUUUAGGAAGAUGUAUAACUUUUUCCUAUUUCAUUGGAGGAACUGACUCUGUUUAUACUUGCCAAAAAAAAUAAUAGUGACUCCGUUUAUGCGUUUAUGGUUGAAAUUCAAAUAAUUGAGGUGAGAUUUUUUGUGCAUUGUUAAGAUCUUUUAAAUAUGAUCCAACACGAACACAUGCUUAUAUGGGCUGGAAUGGAAGAAUGUAAUUUUGGUAUAAUGGAUUGUUGUUUGAACUAGUUUAAGUUAGUUUGUAGAGUCAGUCUACAGAGUUAGUUUCUCAUUUUAAUUGGUUCCAUCAACAUCAUGAUGUAUUCUUCACUUAAUUGCUUUAUAUCCUUUAAAACUAAUGGUUAUUUGAAUAUGUUAGGCAGAUAAGCCUAAUGGAAAGGUGCCAGAUUUCUGUGAUAUAUACAAGGCAUCACAUGCAUUGAAAGAUGGUUGAUGGAUCAAUCCUCAAUGUGAGGAGCUAUAUGAGAGGAUGGUGGCGAUGUGAGACGAGGCGUCUCAAUCAGGAUGUCCGAGGACGGCAGAAUAAAUUUCAAGGAGUGUUCUUGGGGAAACAAGGUAUUACUGGUAUACAAGAUUUUACAGUACAUAGAUCAAUACUGUCAAGAAAACCAGCUCCCACCUCUUCCAGUCAUUUUAUGCGGUGGAUUAGCCAUCGUAACCACAUAAGCAAUAUAUGCGGAGCCAUCGGCCCAUUACACCUUCUUAAAGCUGAUGGCAGUCACAUAAACUAUUCUCAGUUCUUGCAAGCUCUAGCUCAGUUGGGCUUAAGCGGUCACUCUGAAGAUUGUAUAGGUACCAAAGACAUAAAAGAAUUAUGGGAACAGAUAGAUACAGAUGGGGAUGGUGUGAUUGAUAUAUCAGACUUUUCUGUAUGUCCAUCUCCCUUUUGUUAUGUUCCUACUCAAUUGAGUUUUUUCUUUGUUGUUUUUCUUCUUCAACUUAUUUGUUGAUGCCUUAUGGUCCAUUUGAUUAGCAAGAGAAUGAGAGAAUGGGAUGGAAAGAGACAAAUAUAGCUACUUCUGAUGUGUUUGAAUUAGGAAGAGAUUGAGAGAGAGUGCAAGAAACUAAACUUUCCUGUACAACUUAUGCAUCUGGAUUUUUUUUUUCUCUGCAUAAAACACCGGAAACUUUAAACCUUCUCAUGGAAUUAGUUAUCAACAAUUUGUAUUUCAAACUUUGUCUCUUUCAUUAACUUGCUCCCCUGUCUCAUACUAGUGGGUGUUAAUUAAUUAGAUUGGGUCACAAUAAUGUGAUGGUCGACAGAGAAUUUUUUGGUUUACUUUUUCAGUAUGUUACUAGUGUGAUAAGAUGCCCCGUUGAUGCCUUAGACGUUUGAGUUUUGAGUGUCCAUGUGUUCAAUUAGGAAAAAGUUUACAGCUGCACCAUGAGAAGGAAAAUAUACAUGCACAAUCCAGUAAACAAUGGCUAAAAGACUUGCUGACCCAGAGGAAGAUUGGAUGAUUCGAUUAACUUGCUAAGUAGCUUGGUAGAUUUGGUGGCUCCUGUAUAGGGUAUGAUGGUUUUUGCUUAUGAAGUGUAGUGUCACUGAUUUUGUUUUAGUUUCAGUUGUAUAUGCCAAGGCCAUCUCCUUGGUUUGCUUGUUCUUUGUUUGACCUAUAAAAAAGUGCAGUACUCAUCGAAAACAACAAAA
Rhododendron vialii is the source of this 2668-nucleotide messenger RNA. RefSeq lists its product as uncharacterized. Bases 1443 to 1967 code for a protein of 174 amino acids. Gene Ontology annotation, molecular function: calcium ion binding. The record is from RefSeq and is a predicted model, not a curated record. NCBI's taxonomy places the organism in Eukaryota, Viridiplantae, Streptophyta, Magnoliopsida, Ericales, Ericaceae. The transcript has 5 exons.